This is a messenger RNA of Laccaria bicolor S238N-H82, 14422 nucleotides long. Its product is annotated as midasin nuclear AAA ATPase. Gene Ontology annotation, cellular component: nucleus; preribosome, large subunit precursor. Gene Ontology annotation, biological process: rRNA processing; ribosomal large subunit assembly. Bases 1 to 14331 code for a protein of 4776 amino acids. The record is from RefSeq and is a predicted model, not a curated record. Gene Ontology annotation, molecular function: ATP binding; ATP hydrolysis activity. Lineage: Eukaryota; Fungi; Basidiomycota; Agaricomycetes; Agaricales; Hydnangiaceae. The transcript is spliced from 20 exons.
AUGUCAUCUACCAGUGCUAUUCAUGACCCACUGGAGAUAAACCUAUCCCGGCAAACUCGACACUUACUCUCAAUUAUUCCUUCCGAAUCCGAGUAUGCUGAGGCCAUAAAAAACGCGUCUACAACGCGCGAAUUUCUCGCGACACUCUCAAGGCUUUUAACCGUUCCCGCCUACACACAACUGAUAGCAACGUACUACCGACCUAUUCUACUCGAUCUGUGUGCCCGAUGGAUAGAGGUUGAUGAUAGCAAAGAAGAGCAGCUCGUAGCGCUGUGUCUCCUUUUGGAGGUUCAUGAAGAGCUCUUUCCCAUUUUAUACGAAAUCCUUUGCACGUCGUACAAAGAGGGCCCUCUUUCCUUCAUUAACGAAACACCCUCACUCUUAUCAAUAAACGUCGCCCGCCUACACUGGCUCCUUCUCGCGUAUUACCGAAUUUUGCAAGCAAAUCGUGAGCUUCCGCAGCAGCUUUCUUGGCCUCUGGCACCGUUAUCUAGGAUAAUAUGGAUGCCUCAUCUUGACAAUGCCGCACGACUGUUAUCAAUACGUUGUUACGCACUACAAAGUGGCAUGGGAGAGGAGGAGAGAGAGAAGUUGGAGAGAGAAGUGCUAGGGGAGCCGUGUGGGGUUGACUGCUUGUUGGGUUAUGGUCAGAAUGAGGAUGGAUCUGAAAAGAACGUGGAUGGAUGGAUCAUGCCCGUAAUUGAGGUACGGAGGAUUCAGGAAGAAAGAGACUCUAUUCACGAGUCCUCCCUCAUACCGACGCCAACAUCAAUCCAAGGGCUCCAGUCUCUCGCUCUGCAUGUUUCCCUCCGCAUACCUACCCUCAUGACAUCUUCGCCAUCCGCCGGAAAAGCUCUCUUACUCUCCCAUCUUGCCGGUCUCCUUCAUUCAUCCAGGAAUCACAUCAUUACUAUUCAUCUCGCGGACACCUCCUUAGAUCCACGGGCAUUGUUGGGUUCAUAUGUUUCUUCAACAACCCGAUCUGGUACAUUUGAGUGGAAGGAGGGAGUUCUAGUGCGUUCCAUGCGGGAAGGGAAAUGGGUUGUUUUUGAGGAUAUUGACCGGGGGAGUAGUGAAGUUCUGGGGGUGAUCAAGCCGCUUGUGGAGUCUUUGCGUGCCGGUAAAUGGAUUGGUGGUUGUGCCUCCCUCAACAUCCCCAGCCGUGGCCGGGUCGUCGCGCAUCACGACUUCAUGAUAUUCGCGACGAGGUCCUCUUUACCGUCUCAACAUGGAAUCUUUCCAAAACCCAGUUUUUUUGGAGCGCACAAAUUCCAUGAAAUUGUACUGCAGUCACCAACAACCCAAGAAUUGCAGACAAUAAUAGACUCUCGAUUUCCGCGACUUGCUGGGAGUGCCGCCCAAGCUAUCAUACGUCUUUGCGAUUCGGUCCAGCGACUUGGUUCAUCAGCUUCAGCACCCGAGGUCGGCUUACGACAAGUUCUCAAAUUUUGUAUGCGGAUUGACAGACUCUUGCCUCCGUCACACCGACCAAUGUGCGUUGUAACGGAUGAGACAUCAGUACCAUCACUUUCGGCCAUUUUCACCAAUCCAACUCUUCGUGAAGACAUGUAUUUGGAAGCCCGUGAUGUGUUUUUUGGAGCAGGAGCGUCGACAACAUCAGCACGAGCUCAUAUUGAGGCAGUCGCAAACAUAAUUGGUGAACAUCUUGGGUUGGAUUCCGACCGGCGCCAGUGGAUCCUCUUUGGAAGGACACCAGAAUUCGAGGUUGAGAAAGACAUUAACGGACGGACGACUGCAUUGUGCAUAGGCCGUACAUACCUUCAGGCUCGCCAGGGAAAAUCGGAAAUCUCACCAUCGAUACCACGCCCAUUUGCAAUGCACAAACCAGCUAUUUUGUUGCUUUCCAGGAUAGCCACAGCUGUCGCCCUUGGGGAACCUGUUCUUUUGACCGGAGAAACUGGUACCGGGAAAACCAGCGUCAUAACACAUCUUGCAACACUGUUGCAUCGACCUUUGAUUUCGUUGAACUUGUCGCAUCAAACUGAAUCUUCGGAUCUGAUAGGUGGUCUCAAGCCGGUGGAUGCAAGAAUUCCAGGUUCUAUCCUGCAGGAAAAGUUUUUGGAGCUAUUUGGGGCUACGUUUAGCAGGAGGAAGAAUGAAAAGUUUGAAGUGGAAGUUAGAAAGGCUGUCAAUGAGGCGAAGUGGAAACGAGCGGUGGGCCUGUGGAAGGAAAGUACGAGAUUGGCACAAGAACGAGUCGUUUCUCGGGAAAUAGACCUAGAAACCCCAAGAAAGCGACGAAAAGUUGAGCAAGACAUGAAAACUUCUUCUGAAGAGGGAUGGAUAGCCUUCCUGCGCGAUGUGGAGGAAUUUGAAGUCCAACAUGUCCAUGGAAAAGGAAAAUUUGCAUUUGGUUUCGUUGAGGGACCACUUGUGAAAGCUUUGAGGUCAGGGGAAUGGAUUUUACUAGAUGAGAUCAACCUUGCAAGUCCAGAAACGCUUGAAUGCAUAUCUGGGCUUCUUCACGGUCCCACAGCGUCGAUCACCCUCUCUGAGCAGGGCUCGCUUGAACCUGUUCCUAGGCACCCUGAUUUCCGUUUGUUCGCUUGUAUGAAUCCUGCAACAGAUGUGGGAAAGAAGGAUCUACCACCUAAUAUCCGAUCCCGCUUCACCGAAAUCGAUGUCCCUCCUCCUGACGCAGACAAGGAGACGCUGCUGAGCAUCAUUACACAAUACAUAGGACCUAAUGUUGUCGGAGACAAAGGGGUCAUCAUGAACAUCGCCGAGUUCUAUGUCGCAGUCAAAGAACUCUCAGAAAAGCGGCAGAUUGCAGACGGUGCCAAUCACAGACCCCACUUCAGCAUGCGUACUUUGGCGAGGGCAUUGACAUUUGCAGCCGAGACGGCGAGUUCUUACAGCUUGAGGCGAUCGGUAUGGGAAGGCUGCUUGAUGGCAUUCACAAUGGUUUUGGAUUCGGCCAGCGCCGAACUGGUCACAAGUUUGGCUCGCAAGCACUUGUUGGUGGGUGUGCGGAAUCCAAAAUCAAUGUUGACGAAAGAUCCAAACCCACCCAGUCCUCCAGACAAUUAUGUCAAAUUCGGACCCUUCUAUCUUGAGAAGGGGCCCCUUCCUGAAGAUCCCGUCGACAACUACAUCAUGACCCCCUCCGUCCACAGAAAACUUAUUGACCUUGCGCGGAUAAUUUUGACACGUCGCUUUCCCAUCCUUAUCGAGGGUCCGACUUCUAGUGGCAAGACAAGCUCAGUCGAAUACCUUGCGAAACGAACAGGCCAUCAUUUUGUACGCAUCAACAAUCAUGACCAUACAGACAUUCAAGAGUACAUUGGCUCAUAUGUAUCCGAUCCUUCAACAGGAAAGUUGGUCUUCAAAGAUGGUCUCCUUGUCCAAGCGCUUCGUAACGGACAUUGGAUUGUCCUCGAUGAGCUCAAUCUGGCACCAACCGAUGUUUUGGAGGCAUUGAAUCGUUUGCUUGACGAUAAUCGCGAAUUGGUCAUCCCAGAAACGCAGGAAGUCGUCAGACCUCAUCCCCAUUUCAUGAUUUUUGCAACCCAGAAUCCGCCAGGGCUCUAUGCUGGAAGAAAAGUUCUAUCACGCGCUUUUCGCAACCGCUUCCUUGAAGUCCAUUUCGAAGAUGUCCCUCAGACAGAGCUGGAAACAAUUCUUUGUCAACGAUGUCAAAUAGCCCCAUCGUAUGGCAAAAAAAUUGUUAGUGUCUUUCAUGAGCUUCAGAAACGUCGUCAAGCAGGACGUGUCUUUGAGAGUAAACAGGGCUUCGCCACACUUCGUGACCUCUUUCGAUGGGCUGGGAGAGACGCUGUUGGCUAUCAGGAGCUGGCUGAGAACGGAUAUAUGUUACUGGCAGAGCGAACUAGACGUGAUGACGACAAGGUUGUUGUCAAGGAAGUGAUAGAAUCAAUCAUGGGGGUCAAAAUCGACGAGGCUGUCAUGUACAACUUACAAAGGCCAGACGUUGAUAUGCUGUCUUAUCUCGGUUGUCCAACUCCUUUCUCGUCCGCCAUCGUUUGGACGAAGGCAAUGCAGCGUUUGUUUGUCUUGACCUGCAGAGCGCUCAAGUUCAAUGAGCCUGUCCUUCUCGUUGGGGAGACUGGUUCUGGGAAAACAUCUGUAUGCCAAGUGUACGCCGACAUCACCUCGCAACAUUUACAUGGUAUUAAUUGUCAUCAAAAUACCGAGACUGCGGACUUGAUUGGGGGACUUAGGCCAGUCCGCAACCGGCAUGCAGCAGAGACCAAGGCCAUGGAAGAAGCUGUUUCCGCAUUACAAGGCGAAGGCAUCUCCAACAUUCCUCCGACAUUCGAAGCCAUAUCACAUGCACUGGUACAAGCAUUGAAGGAUUCUUCUGGCUUAACCACACAAGCGCGUUCUCAUCUGGAAGGCAUCUAUCAGAGAGUCUCGCACCUUCAAUCGAUAUUUGAGUGGCAAGAUGGGCCCCUUAUCCACUCCAUGCGAAAUGGCGAUGUCUUCUUGCUCGACGAAAUAUCGCUGGCGGAUGACUCGGUUCUCGAGCGUCUCAACAGCGUCCUUGAACCUGAUCGUACGAUUGUUCUGGCCGAACGUGGGGGAGAUAAUUUUGAACUUCCCACCAUCCAAGCAUCCACCGACUUUAAACUUGUUGCCACGAUGAAUCCAGGCGGCGAUUAUGGAAAGAAGGAACUUUCUCCAGCCCUUCGCAAUCGCUUUACAGAAAUCUGGGUUCCUCGAGUUGACGAUCGCGAUGAUCUGGAACUUAUUGUUGGUAGUUUGUGGCAGCACGAGCACCUUCGUAAGUUCACUGCAUCCAUUUUGGAUUUUGUGGACUGGCUGUGCAUGUAUGUGAAUGAUCGCUCGCUCAUAAGUCUUCGAGACAUUCUUGCCUGGGUUGCAUUCACCAAUGCCGCGUACAAGUCGGAAACGUUAGCUAGUAUACCUCCCGAUGAAAUCUACCAUCAUGCCGUGCAUAUGACCUACCUGGACGGGCUCAGUUCCCUUCCCCAGCUGUCAGGAUACUCUGCUGAGGCCCUGAUACGACUCAAACAGGAUGCAAUGACUAAACUUCAUGAGCUCGUUCCUCUCCAGGAGUCUCUUUCUUCGACGGUUCCGAUCCAUAACCAGGAGCAAUUUGUGCAGUUCGGCAGCUUUGCAAUCAAGACGGGAUCCAGGCCUCGAGGGCGCCAAUCGUUCAACCUAACAGCGCCCACUUCUAAGGAUAAUGCUAUGCGUCUUGUCAGGGCAUUUCAGGUAUCAAAACCCAUUCUAUUAGAAGGAAGCCCAGGAGUAGGAAAAACAAGUCUUGUUACGGCCCUAGCUGAUGUCUCUGGUCACCACCUCUGUCGUAUAAACCUUUCUGAUCAGACUGACCUCAUUGACCUUUUCGGUUCUGAUCUUCCGGUGGAAGGUGGUUCACCUGGAGAGUUUGCUUGGAAAGAUGCGGAAUUUCUCAAAGCAUUGCAAGAAGGGCAUUGGGUUCUUCUAGACGAGAUGAAUCUGGCUCCCCAGUCGGUGUUGGAAGGCUUAAAUGCCGUCUUGGAUCAUCGUGGGACGGUCUACAUCCCGGAGCUUGGUCGGUCAUUCACAUGUCAUCCUUCUUUCCGCAUUUUUGCUGCCCAAAAUCCGCUCAAUCAAGGUGGUGGUCGCAAAGGUCUCCCAAAGUCCUUCGUGAACCGCUUUACUAAGGUGUAUAUCCAAGAGCUCUCUCCUGAUGACCUCUUUAUAGUCUGUCAACAUCUAUUCCCCGAUAUUGAAGAGAAAACGCUCCGCUCCAUGAUUUCUUAUAAUAUUCAGCUCAAUCAACAGGUCAGCGUCCAGCGCACCUUCGCUCGUGAAGGGUCCCCAUGGGAGUUCAAUUUACGAGACGUCAUACGUUGGGGAAUCCUUCUGGGUGCACCCCAUCCCCGAAAACCUCUAGCGUAUCUGCGCAGCGUUUACCUCCAUCGCUUUCGGACGAUUCAAGAUCGCUCUGAAGCCCAGCGCAUCUUCAACGCAGUUUUUUCUGCGGACUCCUGCGAGGUCGAAGACGCGCCUGGAUGGACCAUUUCAGCCACUCACAUCCAAAUUGGUCAUGCCAUAUUGAAACGUCGGAAUAUGGCUCCUCAUCGUCGGCCUGGCCGAGUUUUGAAGAGUCAACUAUCUGCAUUGGAAUCCCUGGGCAAUUGCAUUUCAAAAUCUUGGCUUGCUAUCUUGGCAGGUGAACGGGAAAGUGGCAAAACAGAUCUUGUUCGUACCCUAGCAGAUUUAAGUGGAAAUUCCUUAUGGGAAAUUUCUAUUAAUAGUGCGACGGACACUAUGGAUCUACUUGGUAGCUUCGAACAACUUGAUAUUCGUGGGCGGAUGCUUUCCAUUGUCGACGAGGUCGCUAAUGCCCAAACCCGCGCACAGACUGCGGCGUUAGACAUUCGAGAUUUACUUCAAGCAGCCUCUCUUCUUCUCUCCGAACUAAUUAAGUCAACCUCUGACGGAGGAGACCACUAUCUAGUGCUGCAGGGUAAAGUCCAGGAACUUUCUUUGGCCUCAGAUACCGCUUGCCGCUUCGAAUGGGUUGAUGGUCCCCUCAUAAGAGCAAUGAAGGAAGGCCGGUGGAUCCUCAUGGACGACGCUAACCUAUGUAGUCCCUCUGUGCUUGACCGGUUGAACUCCCUCUGCGAGCCCGAUGGCUGCCUGACUCUCAGCGAAAGAGGGUUCGUCAGUGGAGAGGUCCAAAUUAUUAAACCCCAUCCGAAUUUUAGGUUGUUCAUGUCUGUAGAUCCACACUAUGGCGAGCUCUCGCGAGCAAUGCGCAAUCGUGGGAUGGAAAUUGCACUAUUAUCGAGGCUUGCUGCAGAUGAUUGCGUAAUUUUAUGCGACCACCUUCGGCUACCAUUAUCUUAUGCUACACCUGAAAAGUCGUCAAGCCAGUUGGUUCUGUUCGAUGCAACUCGACGAGGAUUAUUGACAAACACUGCUUGUGGUCUCCGUUCAAUUGCCUCCACUGGCCGCAGUCUAGAUCAGCAUUCCGCCCUCUCCAGUUUAGUGGAUCAUGCACCGAUGCUUGCCCUUUCGGCACUUGCAGAGCCUCUCGACUCUAUCGUCUUUUUCCUAUGCCGCUGUCUCACCCCCAACUACAUAGUCCAUUUCAACCGACAUUUAGACGCAUUUCGGGAGAGUAAUGGUCUCGCGGGUGUUCUUCAAAACCUUCUUAAAAGCUUCCCAUCAGCUGCGCUUUCAAGAGUUCUCAGUCAGUUCAGGACUACACUCGCCAGUCAAAACGGAGUUCCCUUGGAUUUCGUUUUAGCGCAGCGUUCAUGGACUAUCCCCGACAUACUUGCCGUCAACGGGAUGGGGCAGAGUGCCUUAAAGCAGAUCCAAGAAAUUUUAGAAGCAAUUCAAUCUGUCGGAUAUAAAAUAUUGGAAGAUUUAGUGGACGCCAAAGUGGCGAUAGCUGUUUUGACAUAUGGUCGACACUUGCGCGGGGCUGUGGACGCAGGGGCUUUCGAUUUCUCUGCUGUCCACGCGAUCUUAGGAUGGCUAAAGGAUUCGCUAGAUGAUCAUCCCCCUUCUCUUGGGCCUCUAUUUAUUGCCGUCCAGACUCUUAACGAGAUCGUAUCACUCUCAACGGGAUUUGGAUUGAUUGAUAUGUGGUCAAACUUUUAUAUGCGCAAUCUGCCAGCAACAGCUCGGGCGGAGUUGAAGAAAGUCGAAGAAUUUUCUUGCCACAUGGAGGAAUCAUUCAAGGUUAUGGCAUUGGUCGCUUUAACUACUGUGCAAACUCAGGACAUACAUGUAUCUGAAAUCGUGGAUCUCAAGACAAUCUUAGAACGUGUCAGUAUGUGGAUAUCAACCCGCUCAGAAGGAUGGCUUGCUCAAAUUAUAAAGCUUCACAUGCUCAAAGAAGUAAUUGAUCUAGCUUGCGAAAGUAUGAGGGUCCCACUGCUUCGACUGGUUCCAUACCAACACCUCCUAUGGACAUUAGAGACCAGGAAAGCGGUACAAGCUCAAAUUUCUUACUUGGAAGGACUUUGGAGUGCGCGGCCCUCUGACUGUUUUGGGGCUUUACCACUCCUCCAGCCAACGCACCUGCACGCCGCCAUCUCAGCAUGCGACUUGACUUCGGUACCGCUAAUUCGUUUGGAUAAUUACGAAAAAGAAGUCCGUCGUCAGGUCCGUAUUGCCAUCUUCCAAUGCGAAUCUGACCGAAGCCGCCUUGGACAAUUACAAAGGCUUUUCUAUCAAUCACUCCGGUCUCUUGUCAUUCAAUUAGACUCGAUUGGUGGCCUCUUGUCCCUCUUGGAGCAGUCCAGCAACCCUCCUCUCGUAGCAGCAAUCGUCAAGUUUCUUCGACCGCUUCUCGAUCAAUGGUCCGACCGCGAUCCUAUCUCGAACCUUGGGUUGUGUUGGAUCGCACUCAGUCAAUUGCUAUUCGACCUACUCAUCCCAAACUCCCCCGUUGAUCCUGCUGCCAUCCAGAUGUGUACUGUUGAUCGAUUACGUCAAGAUGAGGCCGACUUGUUGUCUCAAAUAAAGCUCCACAGGCAACUCGAAGAACUCACGACAGGAAACAGAAACAACGGUGUCCUCGUCCACCUUGAAAAGUGCAAGGAAGAUAUCCGUGCCCAGUUAAAUAAUGUGCCGGCCCUCCCGCCUCGCAAGAGUGUUAUUCGUCUCCGCCAAUUUUGGUCGGAGGUUUCGCAGUUUCGAAGUAGCGUCACCUCCACUCCAAGGGUUGAGAGCAUUCUUGAAUUAGCGAAGAAUGGAGAUAGCAUCGCAGCUCCUCGUGAACGGGUGAUUCAAGAGUCAUUAGCUAGCUUCUACCAGCGGCUAGACAGCGCGUAUGAUGAAUUUGCAGAUAUCAAUAUCCUUCUCAAGCUUGGCAUUCUUCAACUUAGACUUGGACUUCAUCUUGUCGUUCAAAAUUCAAGAAUCUCGCAAACAAGAAAGGACCCCACAUCCCAUCUGGUAUCAUCGUUGGUUGCAUUCCCUUCGGUCCGUAGUGCCGCGCUUAUUCUGGCGACCUCGACCACUGCGGGACAAUCAAGGACUUCAGCUUUUCGCCACAUUUUGCUCGGCCUAGCAGCGAUUUCAAUGGAAAAGUUCAUUGGCAUUGAAAUGGCACAACAAACCCAGCUGAUUGAAUCAUACUAUGAACAAGCAUUCAGACUUUGGCUCAUAGACCGCACCAAGGACAAAGAGAUGGAUGAAGCCUCUCGGUCCUUAUAUCGUCACACUACCCUCGAACAUGACGCUGUGGGCGACGCGGAAUUGGAGGAACAAGAAUUUCUGUCCUUGUUCCCUGCUUUCGAGGACAUCCUGGAACAGCCUUCUUUGACCAACACCCAGCAAAAGCCCCAACAACCCGAAUUUGUGUUGGAUCCCGAGAUGCCCUUGCUGCUGGCAAUCCAUCAUGACUUGUUAAAGCAUCCUCAAACAGCCAACGGUUCGACCUCUCUGCAACAUUGUAAAUUUACUCGAAUCAGACAGUCAAUGGUCGAUUCUCUUGUGAGAUCGCAUCUAGGAGGACUCCCGGAGAGUUUAGAUAUCGAGAGCCUACACUUCCAGCUUUCCCUUCUUCGAAAUCAAUCGAGUGACCUACAGCGAUCUCAAAUCAUGGUAGAUGUGCCCUACAACUUUUACUUGGACCCGAACGUGCAAGAGGAGUGGCCAGAUCAGAUGGUUCUGCGACACCUUGCGGAUCGGUGUGAUAUUGUUCUUAAUUUUGGACUUCAUAGUCCGGUUGCUUUGAUUCUUUCUGCCAUUGAACAACUUCUCCUGCAAACCGAUGACUGGGAGAUGUAUGCCAAUCGUCAAAACACCAUUCAGGUUCAUCGGGAGGCGCUCAUUGCGUUGAUUGUCGAAUGGCGACGCCUCGAAUUGUCAUGUUGGCAAACACUUCUUGAUUCUGAAGCCAAGAAAUCUACGGAAGGUGUAUCUAAGUGGUGGUUUCAGCUAUAUGAUGUGAUUCUGCGUGGCGCCCUCAGCACCUUGGAUCAAUCGACAGAAUCCACAGCAUUCACUCAAUACUUGCACAAUCUUCUUCCGCUCUUAGAAGACUUCAUUGUCAAGAGCCCACUCGGCGAAUUUCUUUCCCGAAUGCAACUUCUUCGCAGCUUCGAACACUUCCUGGCUUAUAUUGGCAACAAUAAAUCAGACCCCCAGCGAUCCGCUUUGCAGCGCAUUGAACAUAUUUUGCACAGCGUUCAUCAAUACUAUAGUCUCUUCUCAUCAGAAAUUCUUACCCACUUGUCUGAGAAAAAGGCUGCGUUGGAAAAAGAGAUCAGAGAUUUCAUCAAGCUUGCAAGUUGGAAGGAUGUUAAUGUGCAGGCCCUGAAGCAAAGUGCUCAACGUACUCACCGCCAUCUGUACAGGAUCGUACGAAAAUUCCGCGAAGUCCUACGGCAGUCAAUCUCAAAUUUUAUCCAACCGCAACUUGCUGGAAUUCCUGAAACCAUUCCUUUGCAUUUCCAGCCACCUUCAUCUUUGUCAUUUGAUCAAACUUGGGCGUCGUCUCCGGCCAACAAUGACCCUGAUGCAACACCAAAUCAUUCUCAUCUUCUGAACAAAACCUACGCGAAGUACUGCCACUUGGUUGCGACACAGAUAAAACCUUUUGUACAGUCUCUCUCAGCUCGAGAAGUGGAUAAUUUCGCGGUUGAAGUCAUAACUACCACGAGAAAGCUCGCUAGUCUAUCCGCGCCCGAAGGUCUUGAAGCGGAGAAGCGCGAAAAAUAUCACAAAGGGUUAUUGGUGCGCAAGAGGAAGGCUUGGAGCGACCUACUCAAGGAGCUCAAAAAGGCGGGAUUAUCGAGCAACCUCAAGCCGGAUGUUUUGACUCAGAAUAUGGAUCCUGUUUGGAUACGGACACAACCACCCUUGUCUGCUACGGAUCCUCAAACUAUUUUGGUCGAGAAUUACUUUGACAAACUUUCUGGGUCCCUUCCAGCCUUGCGCUCCUCGAUCUCCAACCAUCAUGCUGAUCUCACGACACGCGAGCUUCAAAGGGGUGUUAUGUUCGUGGAAUCUGGGUUUUUCAUGGCGAUGGACCUUCGAUCUCGAUUGGCAAAUGCCCUUGAUAUACAUCAACGGCUCCAACGAGUAGCCAGCCGCCUGAGGAUACUCUCUUCUUCCGCCACAGUUGUAACGGGGUCCAAUUUGGGCCAUUAUCUCUCCUGCGUUAAGGCUUUUCUUUGCAGGCUCUCGAGCGCCCUCUCUGACCUCCUACGGGUGGCCGUAACUUUGAAUGAACUUGCGCCGAAGGUAACUAUAGCAGAUGUUCUACUGGAAGAGAUAUCGCUCUUCCUCAGGGAAAGCGAUUCUCUCAAAGCAAAGAUAAUGGAUCUACCGGAUUCAGUGAGAUUAACUGUCAUGCCAGUGCUGUUGCAGGAUGAACUCACACUGGUUUCCGAAGCCUGGGCGCACAUUUCUCGGACGGCGGGCUUGCUUUCGAAAUGGUCAAAGGACGACCCUCGGUUGAACCACCUUAUAAUACCCAUCACCCAGUGGCUCGAGACCCAAGAUUCCCCAGCUAUCUUACCACCAAUGACGGGAUCUUCGUCAAGCUACGAUUGUACGGAGCAACUCAUUAACUCAUUUUUAAUCAGUGUUCAAUCUCUCUUGCCCCACUGCCGAUACCGGCAAAUACGGGACUUUACGCAUCUACUCAGCAUCGAUCGUGUAUUCUCAGCGUUGACGAGCGUUCUUUGCCUUAUUAAGACACAAGACGACCUACGCCUCAACUUGCCCAAGAUCGUCCCGUUUCUCGACGUAUAUAUAUCACUUGUCAACGAUCAAUUGGCGGCCCACAACCACUGGACAAAAGCUCUUCUGAAACUUGACUUCAUUCUAUCUUCUGUGAUGCACACACUUUCCCAUCAGGGUUUCUGCAAGCCGCCCGACUCUGGUGACGCAGAGGCUAAUGGCGAGACCUCGGAAGUGGCUGGCGGAGUAGGCUUAGGAGAUGGGGCUGGUACGGAGAAUGUUAGCAAAGAGAUUGAAGACGAGAGUCAGGUAGAGGGUUUACAAGGUGAGACCCCUGAGAGUCAAGAACCUCAGAGAAAACACGAUGAAGGCGAAGCUAUCGAGAUGAAUGACGAUUUUGGAGGUGAUCUGGAAGACGUGCUCGACAGCGGCUCUGAAGAUGAUGCCGAUCCAAGCGAGGGGAGUGAAGGUGACCCAGACGAGACGCUCGGAAAUCUUGAUGCGUCAGAUCCCUCUGUGCUUGACGAAAAGCUAUGGGGUGACGAAAAAGGUCCAGAUGAUCCAAAACAUGACGAAGAGCAGGCAGACCAGGAUCACUCUAAGCAGCAUGGAGGCAACUCUGAGGUCGUUGCAAAAGAAGGAAAGGCAAGGAAGGAAUCAAAAGAAAAGGAGGGAGAACAAGAAACGGAUGACACGAUGAUGGAAGAUGAACCUGGGUUGGAGGGUGAGGAUGACGGCGCAAACGACCAGAAUGUGAGUGGCGCCCCUAUGGACGACUACGUUCCAGAAGCGAAUACUCUUGACUUGCCGGAUAAUAUGGAAUUGGGAGAGGACGGGGUGGAGCCGGGGGGAGAAGACAAGGAAGAGGAGAUGGGAACGGAGGACGGUGAGGACGAAAAGAUGGAAGAUGGCGAUCUUAGACCCGAGGUUGAGGAAGCUACAGACCAAAACUCAGCGCCAGACGAUAGCUUUGAGUCGCCGGAGGUCCAGAACGAUUCUACAGCAGGCAAAGCAGACGAAAACGAGGAUGACAGGGAGGCUGAAGAGGGGCAAGAAGUCGUCGCGAAACCUGAUAUUUUCGCGGGCGAAGGUGCAGCAGCUGAACAAGAUCAGUCAGCCAAUCCAGACGUUGGCGAAAGUACAACAACUGGGGAAAUGGGAAGUUCUGAGAGCAGGACUGGUCAAUCCUCCACUGCUCAAAACGAAACUGCCAAUGAAGAAGGUAAGGGAGGACAGGCACCGUCGCAGAGUGAGGAACCGCAAGCAUCAAACCCUCUUCGGGAUCUUGGAGACACACUGAAAGAAAUCCGUCAACGCUUCGACGAAAUUCUAAACGGUGAUCAAGACCAAGCUCCUCGUGAACGUAUUGAUGUUGGUGACGGCCAAUCCCAGCUUGAAUACCUUCGUCCUGAGGACGCGGACAAUGUCAUGCAAGCUUUGGGUCCUGCUGGCGAAGAACAGGUGGCGAAGCUUGAUCAACUGAAUCUCAUUGACGAUGAUAUGGCCGUGGACAAUACAACUGCAAUGGACAUCGAUACACCGGCGGCACCUGAGCAACAUGAACAACCCACUCAAGAGUCCGUUUUCCAGCAGGAUCCCUCGUCCUCGACACGACGCGACGAUGUCGAAGGAGCUAUCCUCCAGACGACGAACAACCGCUUUCCAGAAAACUCCGUUUUCCCAGAUUCGUCGACAUCAAGGGCUGACAUUGAAAUGGAUGACACCACAGAUCAUGCCGUGGAAAUUGAACUACGGAACUGGCGUGCCACAGAUUACCCUGACGAUGGAGCAGAGCAUAUCUGGCGACUAUAUGAAUCACUGACACAUGACCUCGCAUACGCGUUAUGUGAGCAAUUGCGCCUCAUCUUGGAACCCACACUCGCGACUCGCUUGAAGGGUGAUUAUCGUACUGGCAAGCGGUUGAACAUGAAGAAGAUCAUCUCUUACAUCGCAAGUGAUUAUACCAAGGAUAAAAUCUGGUUGCGUCGGACCAAGCCGAGUCAGCGUGAAUAUCAAGUCUUUAUCGCGCUCGAUGACUCGCGUUCCAUGGCCGAAUCCCAUUCCAUUCAUCUUGCGUAUGAGACUCUCGCCCUGAUCUCCAAAGCUUUGGGUCGUCUUGAGGCUGGUGACAUCGCCAUAGCCAAGUUUGGUGAAACUGUCGAUAUUUUGCAUGGGUUCGACGAGGGACCGUUCACUGAUCAAGCUGGAACCAAAAUCAUGAGCGCCUUCAGAUUCAAGCAAAAGGCCACUGACGUCCUCUCUUUGGUAGACACGAGCUUGAAGGUGCUAGAGAGAGCUCGAGAACGCCGGUCCAUGAGCUCUUCAUCUGCUGCUGACCUCUGGCAGCUGGAGAUCAUCAUUUCAGACGGGAUGUGUCAGGAUCACGAGAAGCUGCGCACUGUGUUGAGAAGGGCGGAAGAGCAACGUGUCAUGAUCGUCUUUAUCAUCCUUGAUUCCUUGCACACGACUGCCGGUGAUUCUUCCACCCAGCAGCAUGGAUCCUCUAUUCUCUUGAUGGACAAGCCAGAGUUUAAGAUGGUUGAUGGUCGGAUGGAGGUACAGCUGCAGAAGUAUCUGGACUCUUUUCCCUUUGAGUAUUAUGUGGUGUUGCGGAACGUGGAGGCCCUCCCUGAGGUGUUGUCUGGGACGUUGAAACAGUUCUUUGAGCGGAUUUCGGAGGAGUGAGAAGGCUGUCUGUAUUUUUUUCUUGAUGGACGAUAUCUGGAUGUGAUGUAACUUGUAUAGAGCGUGACAAAUAUAAUAUCACUACGAAUGG